AUGUAUGCUAUGCGGCAGAAAUGUCGUCCAAAGCAUCAAGUCCUGAUUUUAAAUUGCUACCCAAGAACCACAAAAGGCGCAGUCGAUGUCAAACCUAAUUCAAGUGAACUCAGCUAUCUACUAUACUAUGCGACUACGCGGCGAAGCAAGGUACAAAAGGUCGGCGCAUUCCUGGAAAAGAAAACCACUAGUGAUGUAUACAGGGCGAGAAUAGGGAACGUGCAAGUGACCCUUCAGAUUUUGACUGCAUUGAUUGAAAAAGCACCUAGAGAUUUACCUCUAUUCGCACCAUAUGUCCUUCAACUUCUCAAUAUUAUCCUGCGGGCGCAUGAUAUUACAAUGGUCGAGUCUUCACUCCCGACUUUUGAUUCAUUUUGCCAACAUCAUGAUGAGGCAUUAAUUUCCGCGGAUCAAGAAUAUCUACGUCAAUAUGAAGAGAUAAUUAGUCUGUACGCAUCUUUCGCAUCGACUGGAAGGUCUCCGAUCAAAUUUGACAUGAGUGCGCCGAUGAGACUGCGAUGGAGAAGUGUCGGACUACAAGCUAUCAAAAGUAUCGUUUCAUCGGAAGCCCCAGCAACUGUUGCGACAAGGCAAUUGGAUUUAAUAGUUCCUACUCUUUUAGAGAAUAUAUGGUCCGACCAACCAGAAUUCUUAGAUUUGCUAGAACAAAGGAUUCAACAAGAAGAGUGUAUUGAUGAGCAGCGCUUGUCGCGUCAACGAACCAGCGUUGUUACAGUGCCGUGCAUCGAAAAUCCGAUAGAUGGAAAGACUGUACUCUCUAGUACUACAGCGGACGCUGAUAAGCUCGCUGAGAUUGAUAUAGGGGUGCUUGCAAUACAAUGCUUGAAGCUAAUUUUCGUGGUCAAUAAUAAGUCCCAGAUACAUGGAGCGACACUUGCCACACUUCAAUUUAUUUUAGAUUGUGUUGAGCAAAAACGAAAAGUAACAUUCUCAGCAGUUCGUGCAAUACGUAUAUUCCAAAUGACCACCAGCUGGGCUCCAGUUCAAGAUCGUUAUAUUAUUCUGGUUGCUGCUAUGGAUAAACUGAUACAAAGCCCUGCAAACGGAGAGAAUAUUGAACAUGAGCUCAUUCUUGCAAAAAUGGUAGAUUCUUUGCUCAAAUCUGACAUUAAUUUAAUCGGACUUAGUGUUAUGGAUGUUCUAUUAGGCUUAAUACACCAUGUUCUCCGAAUCCUUCAGCUAGGAAGGAGGUCAAAUCAUCAGGCUAGCGCCUCAGUAGAAAGUCACUCACGCUCUAAUGCUUCCACUAAGACACUCGCAGAGGAUUCAAAAAAAACUUCAUCGCUACGUAAAAAACUCUUGGACAAACUUCAAGAUUGCAUUGGUAAUCUUGCCACUCAUAUUUAUUAUGCCGAUCAAAUUUCAGAUAUGGUUUCUGCCCUAAUAUUUCGACUCAAGCCUGGCUCUACUCCCGGUAUCAACCCUUUGAUUCAGGCUGGAGAUAACCCAAUAUGCGUUACAACCAAAGCGUCCUUAAUAAGUGAAGAAUCACCUGAUUUACACUCCGAUGUUACGUUUUUCUACGAUAUCGCUAAACUCAAGGCUCUUGAAGCUAUAAAUUCCAUUCUCAUCGUGGCAGGCCAUCGGAAAAGUAUGAUUGGCGGUGCCAGUCACGCUCGAAAUGGUGUGUCAAUUCAAGUUUGGGAAGGAACGCAAUGGCUGCUUCGUGAUAGUGACUGGAAAGUUCGAAAAGCUUAUGUAGCAACUCUACAGACUUGGAUGAAGUACGAAAUGACAAAUGCCGAUCUCCUUGCCUCUUGGCCUAAUAAAGAUGGGUUUGUAUUGCAAUCCGGCAAAAGAGUCAUUUCGAAUGCAACUCAAAAAGAGAAGACAGCUCCCAAGCUACCUACCAAAAGUAACUUUCUAGAACUACUACACGUUGCUAUUUAUGAAAACGCACUGAGGCAUGUCAGCAAUGAAGACGAUAUCAUUCUAUUACACAGUCUUCUCACCAGUCUAGUAGAAAAACUAGGUGUGAAUGCUGUUAAGGAUGGGUUACCAAUGAUUUUUUGUUUACAUGCAGAUAUACCGGGGCUUGAGACGUCGCUCUCUAAAAUUCACAUCGAUAGCCUAUGCUAUGGAUAUCUAUGGACUAUUUGCGAGAAAUUUAAGCUAGCACCCUCGCCGGUAGAACAAACUAUUCGCAACGAGAUAAAACAACGUCAGGAGAAAAUGCAAUGGGUUCCAAAAGUCUCGUAUCCUCCCAUUGAUCUAGAACAGAUCCGCAACCCGCAACAUUCACUUUCCAUACAGCCAUCUCAUUUGGAGAAGGUAAACUCAGCGAGAUUCCAUCCUUUUAUUGAUCGUUUACCAAUAGUUGAAUUAAUAUCAUCAUCUUAUAUCGAUUCUAUAAGCUCACAGUCAAUAAAUUCUGCAACUUUGAUAAACCGCAAUCCUAAUCAAGCUACACUGAGCCAGCCCAGAUCUGAAGAAGAUACCUCGUUACCUCAAAAGAUUAUAGAUAAAAUGAUGUCUCAAUGGAGUCGCGAAGCUGUGAUAGCCGCCACAAGUGGUGGUAGCAAGGCAGCAUCAAUAAAUGGCUCUAAGCAGGCUAACAACACCUCAAGACCAAAAAAUUUCCUCAGCAUAAACGAAGCCAGUAGAGCAGAAUCAUUAUUAGAUCGCCACACUUAUCGGUCCCCUCAGCGACUGACGAGUCGGCCUGGGUCAAAUUGCGGACAAACUAACGGCCUUGUAGCAUUACCUAAGACACGACACAAUAGCAGACAAUCACUUUCAAAUCCAAGUGAUUCCAGCCAUGGCUCCAUCCGGAAAUUUGAUCAAUUAAAGAAAGUUUUAAUGCGUUUUGAAUCAGGUCCUGCUGAAAAUCAAAUAACGGGAAACCGAAUAUCAAGUAGUGCUAGUAGCGAAAGUAUGAUUAGCUAUGCCUAUACAGCAUCUGAGAUAUCUUUCAGUCCUAGCCAACAAAAUAUAUCGCCCAUAAAACGAAUAGUCUCUAGACACGAACCCAGUAGUAGAAAAGCUCGAUCGAAAUCACGAGAUGGCACGAGUCGGCGAGCUCGACAUCUACCGUUUAAUCUUUUUUCAACCAACACUGGAAAAAAUACUCCCGAUAAUAUCAUAGAAAAUUUAGAUUCUAAUUCUGGUAUGAAAACAGCCACUCAACCACGCUUCAAUGAAAGCACAACCAUACAGGAUCACAUAUCUUUUGACGCUAGUAAUGCACAUAAUAUACAGGACAAAUUUUUGAUCAGUGGUACACUUUACCCGGGCUGGGCUGCUGAGGGAGACUUCUCGACUGAUUUAGAAAAUUUCCUCCACGAAAUCGAUAUAGAGACCAAGGAAAUAACCGGAAAUGUGGGAAACUCACCUUGCUAA
Messenger RNA from Blumeria graminis f. sp. triticale, 3360 nucleotides. The record is from the annotation of a GenBank genome assembly. NCBI's taxonomy places the organism in Eukaryota, Fungi, Ascomycota, Leotiomycetes, Helotiales, Erysiphaceae.